Molecule: messenger RNA, 1381 nt
Organism: Acaulospora colombiana
Lineage: Eukaryota; Fungi; Glomeromycota; Glomeromycetes; Diversisporales; Acaulosporaceae
Source: the annotation of a GenBank genome assembly
AUGUCAGACGGAAGUAAUAUUGUUUCAGAAUUUGAGCAAAUCGAAAAUGCUUCUCAAGAGCAAUUGACAGCGAUCGAAGAGAUAACUCGUGAGUUAGAGUUGAACGCUGAAAAAUCAAUGGAAAUUAGGAACCAUUUUAUGAUGGAAUUGAAUAAAGGUCUGGAGAAUUAUGGACAAAAUUUGGCAAUGGUACCUAGUUUUGUCACCAGAAGACCGACCGGCCAAGAAACUGGUACAUUUCUUGCCUUAGACCUCGGUGGUACAAAUCUUCGAGUUUGUCAAGUAGAUCUCAAAGGAAAUGGUGAAAUAACUAUUAAACAACAAAAGUAUUUGAUUUCUGAAAGUCUAAAAGUCUGCGAAGCUCGUAUCUUGUUUGAUUCCAUAGCCGAUAGCGUUCUCAAAUUUCUGGCUGAAAUUGGUUAUAAGCAUGAACAAGGAAAUGAGAAGCUGAAGUUGGGAUUCACUUUUUCAUUUCCCGUGCAACAAACUGCAAUAGAUAAAGGUACCCUGUUAAUGUGGACCAAAGGAUUCGUGUGCCCAGAUGCAGUGGGAAAAGAUGUAGUUUCUAUGUUACAAGAGUCGUUAGAUCGCUUGUCGGUGCCAGUUAAAGUUGCGGCUUUGGUGAAUGAUACUGUGGGUACAUUGUUAUCUCACUCUUACAAAUAUCCUAAUACUCUCUUGGGCGUCAUCUUAGGAACUGGUACAAAUUGUGCAUAUUUUGAACACUUAAGUAACAUAAAAAAACUAAAAUCAAAAGCUGAUGCUUCGGAAGUAAUGAUAAUUAAUAUAGAAUGGGGAGCAUUUAAUGCAUUCAAUGAACAGAAAAGUGUCCUUCCUAUCACAAAAUAUGAUAAGAAAUUAGAUCUUGAGUCAAAUAAUCCCAACUCUUAUAUAUUUGAAAAGAUGAUUUCCGGGAUGUACUUAGGCGAAAUAGCUCGUAAUGUCCUAUUGCACCUUGUUGACUGUGCAUUACUUUUCGGUAGCCGUUCCUCAGAAAGUCUUAACAAACAUUACGCAUUUGAGACCGAAUAUAUGUCCAACAUUGAGUCUGAUAUCACCCCCACAUUAGAAAACACCAAAAAAAUUUUGGAAGAAAAAUUGAGCAUCCCAGAAACCACUAUAACCGAUCGACAAAUUGUAAAGAGAGUUUGCCAACUGGUUGGUCUAAGGGCUGCUAAGCUAUCUGCAAUAGCAUUGGCGGGAGUUAUUAAGCAUUGUGAAGUGACCGAAAAUGGAUGCGUGAUCGGAAUUGAUGGAUCAUUGUUCGAAUUCUACCCGAACUUUAAGGAAAAUAUCAAGAGCUCACUUUACCAAAUGUUCGGGUCUGACGCGGAUAAGUUUGAAAUUCAGUUGGCAAAGGAUGGAUCAGGGGUUGGUGCUG